This is a messenger RNA of Sphaeroforma arctica JP610, 246 nucleotides long. RefSeq lists its product as hypothetical. Lineage: Eukaryota; Ichthyosporea; Ichthyophonida. The coding region runs from base 1 to 246 and encodes 81 amino acids. The transcript is spliced from 2 exons. The record is from RefSeq and is a predicted model, not a curated record.
AUGAAACUACUUUUGACUGAGACGUACCAAGUGAUGAACCUUGUACCGCACUUCUAUGCAUUAGGGGAUGAAAUAGACGGCACGGAGUGCUGUGGCACUCAGCUGCGUGUUUGGGAUAAGAAUGCCGGAUCGUACGACAAGGAGGUCGGCCUAGACGAGACCCUCAUGGGACUGUCGCUGAUGCGGAGAUGGUUGCUUAGGAACGCCAAAGGAAGCGUACUGGAAGUGUCUGCAGGUAUAGUGUAG